AUGGCCCCCCAGGAUACCUUUUUCCGCUCGUCGGACAUGAGCCUGACCCAGCUCUACAUCGCCAACGAGAUCGGUCGUGAGGUUGUCAGCUCACUCGGCGAAAUUGGCCAGGUUCAGUUCAGGGAUCUCAACCCCGAUACCAACGCUUUCCAACGCACGUUCACCAAGGAAAUUCGCCGUCUGGAUAAUGUGGAACGACAACUCCGAUAUUUCCACGCUCAGAUGGAGAAGGCUGCCAUCACUAUGCGACCAUCGAACGACUUCUCGGAUACACUGGCCGCCCCUCUCGCCUCAGAGAUUGAUGAGCUGGCCGAACGCAGCGAGAGCCUUGAGCAGCGCAUCGCCUCCUUGAAUGAUAGCUACGAGACCUUGAAGAAGCGCGAGGUCGAGCUUGCCGAAUGGCGCUGGGUCUUGAGAGAAGCUGGUGGCUUCUUUGAUCGGGCCCACACCCAGACCGAAGACAUCCGCCAAUCCUUCGACAACGACGAGGCGCCACUUCUACGCGAUGUUGAGCAGCAUGGCCCUGCUGGGGUAAAUGGAGAUACCCAAGGACAGCAGAGUUUUUCGGAACUUAACAUUGGAUUUGUCUCAGGUGUUAUUCCCCGUGACCGCAUCGGAGCCUUUGAACGUAUCCUCUGGCGAACACUGCGUGGCAAUCUUUACAUGAACCAGUCUGAGAUCGCCGACCCCAUCAUCGACCCUACAAACAACGAAGAAAUCCACAAGAACGUGUUCGUGAUUUUCGCUCACGGUAAAAACAUACUCGCCAAGAUUCGCAAAAUCUCGGAGUCCCUGGGUGCUUCCUUGUACGGUGUCGACGAGAACAGUGAAUUGCGACGUGACCAGAUCCAUGAGGUCAACACUCGCCUGGGCGAUGUUACCAAUGUGCUCCGAAACACCAAGAGCACUCUGGAUGCAGAACUUUCGCAAAUUGCCCGGUCUCUCGCAGCUUGGAUGAUCAUCGUCAAAAAGGAGAAGGCUGUCUACGAUACCCUAAACAAGUUCUCCUAUGAUCAAGCCCGGAAAACUUUGAUUGCUGAGGCAUGGUGCCCAACAAACUCCCUUGCUUUAAUCAAGUCGACCCUCCAAGAUGUCAACGACCGUGCCGGACUCUCUGUUCCGACAAUCGUCAACCAGAUCCAGACCAACAAGACCCCUCCCACCUAUGUCCGGACCAAUAAGUUCACUGAAGCAUUCCAGACCAUUGUCAACUCCUACGGUAUUCCUAAGUACUCGGAGGUCAACCCGGGAAUCUAUACGGUCGUCACUUUCCCCUUUCUCUUUGCCGUCAUGUUCGGUGAUUUUGGUCACGGAUUUUUGAUGACUUUGACUGCAUCUACUCUUAUCUUAUUUGAGAAGAAACUGGCACGCACAAAGCUGGAUGAGAUCUCAUCCAUGUUCUUCUACGGACGUUACAUUAUGUUGUUGAUGGGUAUCUUCUCCAUGUAUACCGGUUUUAUCUACAACGAUAUCUUCUCUCGACCUUUUACCUUCAUUUCCAGUCAGUGGCAAUGGCCUCAGGAUAUUACCGCAGGUCAAUCCGUCGAGGCUUCCAUCACAGAGGGCUAUCGUUUCCCAAUUGGUCUUGACUGGAACUGGCACGGUGCAGAGAACUCUUUGCUCUUUUCGAACAGUAUGAAGAUGAAGAUGAGUAUUCUGCUAGGCUGGUGCCACAUGACUUUUGCUCUCACUUUCCAAUACAUCAAUGCCCGACACUUCAAGUCCAAGGUCGAUCUCUGGGGCAACUUUGUUCCCAGCAUGCUGUUCUUCCAAUCCAUCUUCGGUUACUUGUCUCUCACAAUCAUCUAUAAGUGGACCAUCAAUUGGCAGGAUACUGACCUUGCUCCCCCAAGUCUGCUAAACAUGCUUAUUUUCAUGUUCCUGAGUCCCGGCACAGUUACCGAGCGACUCUACUCUGGACAGAGUGCGGUGCAGGUCAUCCUUCUUCUCAUCGCUGUUUGUCAGGUUCCUGUUAUGUUGCUCCUCAAGCCCUUCUGGCUUCGCCACGAGCACAAUAAAUCGCGUGCCCUUGGCUACCGCGGACUCGGAGAGCAAACCCACUUCAGCGCUCUUGACGAAGAUGGAGAUGCGAACGGAGGGUAUGGCGGAGCUCGUGACAGCCUAGCCAGUGACGGCGAGGGUGUCGCCAUGCUUGCACAGGAUAUUGAUGAGGAGCACGAAGAGUUCGUCUUUGGGGAUGAAAUGAUUCACCAGGUCAUUCACACCAUUGAGUUUUGUCUGAACUGUAUCUCCCACACUGCUUCAUACCUCCGUCUUUGGGCUCUGUCGCUGGCUCAUCAGCAGCUCUCCAUUGUGCUUUGGAACAUGACUCUUGGUGGUUCCUUCGAGACCGAGAGCCCUGUUGUCCGUGUCAUCAUGAUUGUCGUAACAUUCUACAUGUGGUUUGUUCUUUCGGUCAUUGUCCUGUGUGUCAUGGAAGGAACCAGUGCUAUGCUUCACGCUCUUCGUCUGCAUUGGGUCGAGGCAAUGAGCAAGCAUUUCAUGGGCGAGGGUACUCCAUUCUUGCCAUUCAGCUUCAAGACCCUCUUGGAGGAAGACCCAGUCGAUUGA
Messenger RNA from Penicillium waksmanii, 2571 nucleotides. Its product is annotated as H(+)-transporting V0 sector ATPase subunit a. Gene Ontology annotation, molecular function: proton-transporting ATPase activity, rotational mechanism; ATPase binding. Bases 1 to 2571 code for a protein of 856 amino acids. The transcript has 5 exons. Gene Ontology annotation, biological process: proton transmembrane transport; vacuolar acidification. Lineage: Eukaryota; Fungi; Ascomycota; Eurotiomycetes; Eurotiales; Aspergillaceae. Gene Ontology annotation, cellular component: fungal-type vacuole membrane; vacuolar proton-transporting V-type ATPase complex; vacuolar proton-transporting V-type ATPase, V0 domain. The record is from RefSeq and is a predicted model, not a curated record.